Molecule: messenger RNA, 450 nt
Organism: Botrytis porri
Lineage: Eukaryota; Fungi; Ascomycota; Leotiomycetes; Helotiales; Sclerotiniaceae
Exons: 1
Coding region: 1-450 (149 amino acids)
Source: RefSeq, a predicted model, not a curated record
AUGGGAGCGCAGAGGAAUCAUGGGUUUAUAGUCGAGUUGGUGGAUGUGUUGAUGGGGUAUAAUGCGCCGGGGAUUGACGGCGCAGGAGAACGGGAGAAGGAUAGAGGAAGAGGAGAAUUAAGUUUGAUGGGGAAAUUGGAAAAAGGAGAGAAGUUGAGAAUGGGUAAGAGAGAAUCUUUUGGGGAGGUGUGGGAUGCGUAUCAUAGGAGGAUUGAAGAGGGUGUGUUGGAUGCGGGUAUUAAUGCGUCUGUAAGAAUGGGUGAUAAAGUAGAGAAAGGGGAUCGAGAGGAAUUGGGAUUACUGGAUAGUGUGGGAUGGAGAGUUAAUGUGUUGCGAAAGGGAGAAGGUGCUGGGAGGGGAUUUUUCGGUGAGUUGUUGAAUUCCGUUUAUCUUCCUUCCUGUGGUGAACAGGUAUAUCUCCAAUAUUCAGCGGAGAGUACUAGUCUUUGA